AUGAAUGGGCUGGAAUCACACACACACGGUGACGCGCGCACAGCGGAGCAGCUGCCCACGCCCGCGUCGACGCCCGAACCUGGCCAUGUGGCAUCAGCGGACGGCCCGCGCAACACCUACACCAAGACCGAGACGCCGCUGCAAGAUGUCACCAAUCUUCGCAGCCCCGCGCUGGACGGCGCUCCGAGUAGCAGGCGCACUAGCAUGCACGAGGACGCCGUCCUGUCGGACACAAGCGAGAAGAUACGGCCCAUCAAGCGCCCCGGCGACGUGCGCAGGACGAGCAGCGUGUCGGAGCAUGUCCGGGUCCUCAAGCUCACCCCGAGCCAGAUGUUGGAGCUGACGAGCGAGCCGGCCAACAUCCCGAUCCGCGCUGCGACGCCCAUCCUCGAAGACGCCCUCGAGAGCGAGCCCGGCGAUGACCACCGCGUGCUUGGCGUCGUCCUGGAGAGGCCCAUCCAGCGCAAGGACGAGCGGUCGGCGAGCGGCGGGAAGCAGCCGCGGAGCUCGCGCAGUCCCCAGCCGCGGCAGGAGAAGGAGAAGGAGAUUGUCGUGCUGAAGACGCCGGCCGCAGAGCUGAGGCAUGGCCGGCCGGGCCUGAACUCGCGGUCAGUCACCACGCCCGUCAUCCGCAGGACGGACUCGAGAACCCGAUCACGCACCCAGACGGCACAGACCCACGAGAGAGACGGCGGAGGGGAGCGCCGGACGGAGAAGCUGGCGCCCUCGCCGCUGCUGGAAUCCGCUCCAGCAUUGCCCCUGCCGCCCAUGUCCAUGCCGACCUUCUUGUCCCUGGAGCUGUCCGCCAGUCGGCCGUCUCCGCUGUACAUCUACCGCCCGUCGACCGAUGACUUCCCUUAUGAGUCGUCCGCCAUCAAGUACGAGCGCCUGCUCAACUUUCUGCAGAUACCCUUCCAGGUCGAGGGCGUGCUAGCCUUUGGCGCUCUUGCCUGUCUGGACGCCUGGAUGCAUGUCAUGACCAUCCUGCCCCUGCGCUUCCUGCUUGCUGCCGGGGUGCUGAUCAAGUGGUGGGGCUCUGUCAUCGUCAAGGAGUUCCGUCAUCUCUCUGCAUACGUCUACAGCGGUCUGCCGCGAGUGUGGCAGAGGCGUAGAAAUCCUCUCGACACACCAACGCCCGCUGCAACGCCAGCGGACGAACACCCACCAUCGCUGUCACGGAAGCCCUCAGCGAAUGUCUCGCAGACUGUUCACCCAGCUGCUGCACGGCAGAACGGCGAGACGGUGACCACAUUCAAGUUUCCGGAGCUGAAGGAACCGAAGCCUAAGAGGAGUCGGAACUCACGCUUCCGACAUCGCCGGACCAAGUCCACACCAUCUCUGCUCCUGCCAAACCACAAGGCAGAUAUCCUCAAAGGUCUGCUAGUGGUCGCCAGCUGCUUCGUUCUGAUGCGCUUCGAUGCGAGCCGCAUGUACCACGGUAUCCGCGGCCAGUCUGCCAUCAAGCUCUACGUCAUCUACAACCUUCUCGAAGUCUGCGACCGCCUACUGUCAGCCCUCGGGCAGGACAUUCUAGAGUGCCUCUUCUCCCGCGAGACGCUUGAUCGCAGCCCUGACGGCCGCAGCAAGGUCAUCCGUCCGUUCUGGAUGUUCUUGCUCGCGCUCGUGUACACCGUCGUGCAUGCUACAGCGCUCUUCUACCAGGUCAUCACGCUCAACGUCGCCGUCAACUCGUACUCGAAUGCGCUUUUGACCCUGCUCAUGUCCAACCAGUUCGUUGAGAUCAAGGGCACCGUGUUCAAGAAGUUUGAGAAAGAGUCGCUCUUCCAAAUCACCUGUGCCGACGUCGUCGAGCGCUUCCAGCUCUGGCUCAUGCUACUUAUCAUUGCCAUGCGCAACAUGGUCGAGGUCGGCGGCCUCAGUAUCCAGAACAGCGCUACUUCCUGGACUGCCAUGUUCACCGGCGGUGCGACCAACACCACCACCGCCUCCUUCGCCGCCUCAAGCAUCAUCCCCAUGAGCUUCACCAUUUUCCCCAAAUACAUUGCGCAAGUCCUGAACCCCUUCCUGCUCGUCCUCGGCUCCGAGAUGGCAGUCGACUGGCUCAAGCACGCAUACAUUACCAAAUUCAACCAGACCAAACCCCAGGUCUAUGGAAAGUUCUUCGACGUCCUAGCGAAAGACUACUACUCCAACGCCUUCCAAGACCCAAAUCUGACGCGUCGCCUGGGUCUACCAGUCAUUCCGCUCUCCUGCCUCUUCAUCCGCGCCGCUAUCCAGACCUACCACAUGUUCGUCGCCACCUACAUGCCGCCGCCCAUGCCUUCCUUCUCCACGAGCCUGACGUCCGAGCGCACGAGCUCGCCUACCACAACCGCAGCACUCGCGCACAUCGACCACGUCUUCCGCCGCGCACUCGGCCGCUCCACGUUCGGCGCCGGCUCCACAUCCCCAUGGGCCCCCUUUUCCGCCUGGACCCUCGACGACUCGAUCGCUGCCAGCACCAUGCUGCUCGUCUUCCUCAUCAUCUACCUCCUCUUGCUCGCCCUCAAGCUGCUGCUGGGCAUGUUCCUGCUGAGCGUGGCGCGCCGGCGGUGCCACGGCAUGAAAGAGCGGGAGCUGGCGAGCGUCGAGACGGGCGGGAAGCGCAUAGGCGGCUGGGGCGUGGUGGAUGUCGACGAGGAGAAGAGGCGGUACAUUCACCACGAUGAUGCGGAGGGGUUGCGGGCGCUGAGAGAGCGGGACGAGAAGGCGCGCAGGAAGGACGAGGUGGAGCGCGAGAGAGGCACAAGCUUCGGGCAUGUGAGUCGCUACGCCAUGGUUGCGAAGCGCAUUUGGUAG
Messenger RNA from Didymella exigua CBS 183.55, 2799 nucleotides. RefSeq names its product DUF747-domain-containing protein. Gene Ontology annotation, cellular component: endoplasmic reticulum membrane. The coding region runs from base 1 to 2799 and encodes 932 amino acids. Lineage: Eukaryota; Fungi; Ascomycota; Dothideomycetes; Pleosporales; Didymellaceae. Gene Ontology annotation, biological process: maintenance of protein localization in endoplasmic reticulum. The record is from RefSeq and is a predicted model, not a curated record. The transcript has a single exon.